Messenger RNA from Arabidopsis arenosa, 482 nucleotides. The record is from the annotation of a GenBank genome assembly. Lineage: Eukaryota; Viridiplantae; Streptophyta; Magnoliopsida; Brassicales; Brassicaceae.
AUCGAUAACCAACAACCGAAAACUAGGGUUCUCUAAUCUCGACGAAGAUGGCGACGCAGAAAGCUAAGGAGAUCGUUAACAACGAUUCAGUCGUUGUUUUCAGCAAGAGUUAUUGUCCGUAUUGCGUGAGAGUGAAGGAGCUUUUGCAACAAUUGGGAGCUAAAUUCAAGGCCGUUGAGCUCGACAACGAAAGUGAUGGUAGCCAAAUUCAAUCAGCUCUUGCAGAAUGGACAGGACAACGCACCGUGCCUAAUGUGUUUAUAGGAGGAAAUCACAUCGGUGGCUGCGAUGCAACAACAAACUUGCAUAAAGAUGGGAAGUUGGUUCCGCUGUUAACUGAAGCUGGAGCGAUCGCAGGAAAGACUGCAACAACUUCUGCUUAAGAGCAGAUCCAUUUGUGCUUGCUUCUAUCAUGAAUAAAGAGGUUUGAGUCAUAAAUGUGAACUUGUUUUGUGUCAAGUUAAGAAAUAUUCUGAUGUUUU